AUGCGCCGCCGAAAGACAAACACUACCGCAACACGAUCCUCAAGCAUCACCACCAUCCCCGCCAAGGCCACCGUAGCAAAGCGUCUGUCGCAAUGUCUGAACCCCUCGCUGCCCUCGGGCGUACACCAAAAGGCCCUCGAGGUCUACAACUACGUCUUUACUGUAAUGGGUAAAGAUGGCCUGUCAAAAGACCUCCCGUUGUACCUCCCCGGCCUGGCCUCGGUCCUCUCGUUCGCUUCGCUUUCCGUUCGUGCCCCGUUCCUUGACCUCCUCGAGCGCCACUUUCUGCAUGUCCACCCUCGUUCGUUACGCCCCGCCAUGAAAUCAAUUGUGCUGGCACUAUUACCUGGCCUGGAGGAGGAAACCAGCGAGGACUUUGAGAGGACUUUGAAGCUACUAGAGCGCUUCAAGGUCGCGAUUCGUCCGCCUGAAAGUCAGGCAAUCACACCGGCGCAUUCCACCGGCGAUGACUUCUUCUGGCAGUGCUUCUUCCUAGCAUCCAUCACGGGCCACAGCAGGAGGACCGGCGCACUGGCAUACUUGUCGCGCCUGCUCCCAAGACUGGGCACCUCAGUAACACCUGAAGCGAACAAGUCCGAAGGUGACUCUGAAUCGGCAGCAAAGCUCUCUCAGCUUGUCACAUCUCCUGAGCCAGGGUUGCUUAUACGCUGCUUUGCUGCUGGGCUAGUUGACGACCAAUUAUUGAUCCAGCGUGGCUAUUUGGACCUACUUGUAACGCAUCUCCCGCUGCACUCAGAGGUACUUCAGAAACGUGCCAAGGCUGGCGAUUUGGAGCUGCUUCUCCGCGCGGCUGUCGGGGUUACCGUUCGGAGGGAUAUGAGCUUGAACAGGCGGUUAUGGUCAUGGCUCCUGGGACCCGAGCCAGCGGCUUCGGCUGAGCAUGAAGGCGCCCUCGACUCACCUACUUCGGCCACAACCCAGCCUCACUUCUUCUCCUCGAGAACAAAUUACUUUGAAGAAUAUGGCUUGCAGCCUCUUACACGGGCCCUGCUGAGCAUGGUCAAGUCGGAAGCUGGGAAUAACCCGAGCGAGAGGGCACGGCCAUACCGGAUAUGCCUCUCCCUGAUGGAUCGAUGGGAGAUUGGCGGCUUGGUUGUUCCUGAAGUCUUCAUGUCCAUUGUGGACAGCGUCAAGCGGUUCAAGGAGAAAGCAGCUACAAAGACGGACUUCACCGAGGUCCUGAGAAGCGCCAGUGUCUUCUUUGAUGGUGUCGAGAGCGGCCUGAUUUACAGCGAAAUGCUGUCGCUCAUGGUCCAAGCCAUCAGUCCCGGAGACCUUUCGGCUGCCGAUCGACGUGCAAAGUUGGACCUCGUCAAAUUCAUUCUGGCCCAUUUUAACGUCAGAGAGGAGGAGAUGAUCACCAUCCACGCGCCUCUCACCGUCCUGGCCAUCUUGGGCAUGAUAGAGGAAGCCAAAGAAAAGAACAGGAGCACAUACGAACAGGCCUUGGAAAUUGCGGCAAGCUUGCUUGAUCUGGUUCCCGAGCGGGCGUUUUUCAUGGACUCGGGGAACAAGUCCAACCCGGCCAUCGAGUCCAAAGUCCUCGCUGCCACCCCUAAUCUGGAACUCCUACAAAAGAUCAAGACUUUUUAUGUCACCGACCAGGGCAACCUCGAAGCGAGCCAGCCUCCUUACGUUUCCCACAACGUGGCAGAGCUCCUCUUGCAAAAAGCAUGCGACCUCGUGUGUGAGGGCCUCGGCCAGACCGAGUCGGGGGCGAACGUGGCCAUCAAAACCCGGGUGUUCAUGCUGGUAUUAUCUAAAGCACCUACAAACCUGCUUCUUGACACCAAGAAACUGCUCGCCGCUCUACAUGACUGCCUGUCUGUCGAGACGACAGUGGCCUUUACCACAUAUUCUUCCGUGAUCUCGCUAUCAUCGCAUCUUUAUACUCUAGGUCGCAUCUCGCCCGACGACCUCUCGGGCCUCGUCGUGCCUCUGGUGCGACACGCCUGGAGCUUCCUGGCAGCAUCUGAGCCGAAAUACCACGUCGAGACGGUUCGCAGCCUGUGGUUGCUGCAGACUGCUCUGACGCCCCUGAACCGAGAAAUCGAAGCAGCUAUUUGCUCGCUCAUGCUUGAGCAUGAUAUUUCUGGCACGUAUGCCCAACGGUCGGCGGAUCCUGGCCGCAGUUUCUGUGUGCUCUGGUCUCAUAGUCUUCAGGACAAUCCUUCCGGGGUGGAUCGAAGGGCGCCGAAGACGCCAAAUGGCGAGAAGAUUCCCCGGCUGGGGGGCAUGGACAACUAUGAGGUCAUGCUCACGAGGCCGUUGUUUCUGAUGCUGGAUUCUCUUGCGGAUGAGAGGACGCAGCUUUUUAUGACGGUGAAGACGUGGCUCAAUACUCUUAUUGGGAUGGACAAGUUGUUGGGCAUCUUUGUCUCCAAAUUUGCAGAACUUCCAUUCCUCAGGCGACAGCACGCGGAUCCUCAAGAUGUUCAUUUCACUAAUGAAGAUGAUCUGGACUUGGGGCUGUAUUAUGUUCGUUCUCUAUCAAGUGUCUUGCGGUGGGCACCCGACGCUGCCUGGGGAGUUCUCUCCAAGAGGACAAUCAGGUCCAGCCAACCGGUUGCUGAAAUAGCUGGCACGGAGGAGGACGUGACACUGCAGGAGUUUUUCCUACACGUCUGUCUUCAAUGCAUGGCGUGCGACGAGAUUCCAGGAGACCAGCUGUCCAAGGUCAGGAUCGCGCAAUUGUACCGCGCCGCCCUGACGGUCCUGCAUCAAAUCCUCCUCAACCCCUUCGCGGGCCCUCUUUCCAAGCUCAAGCUGGAGCACCUUCUCAUCGACAAGCUCUCCAAAUCGCUCACGGGACCCGACCCCUACGUCCAAGUUCUCCUGCUCGACGUCGUCUUUGCCGCCCUCAAGCUCCGCGAGCUUGUUCCCGUCGAGCUUCCCACAUCCCCCGUUGCCGAAAAGCAGUUGUCACCGACCGGCGAGAGAAGCAAGAGCUUCAGAAUAUCGGUUGCAAACGAAAGACCACAGGCCCAGCUGCCACCGCCACCGCCGACGUUGCUUCGAUGCAUCCUGGCCGGCCUCGGCUCACCAAGCAGCCGUCCCGUGCUCGACAGCUGGGUCAGUUUCCUCAGUGAGUGCCUGCCUCUGUACGCCGACUCCAUCUUUCAGGUCUUGAUACCCCUGGUGGAGACGCUCUGCAGCCAAAUCAGCAGCACCUUUAGCAAUCUUCAACACCUCUUCCGGACACCCGACCAGGCGCCGUCGCAAGCGCCAGGUGCUCCCGAGACCACGCUUAUCUCUCUCCUCAACGGUCUUGAGCAGGUUCUGGCCAACGGACACGACAGGCUGCUGGCUGAAGAGGCCAGAGCACAGGUUGUCAAGAGCCCGGAACAGCCUCAGGGCUUCUUUGGGAACAUGGGUCUGAGCGUUUUCUCCAAUGACGCCCCGCAGUCGCGCAGCGUGACGGCAAACGACAGGCUUACCGUUUUGCUUGCCUUUCAGGAUGCCGUCCGCAUCUGCUUUGCGAUCUGGUCGUGGGGUCAGGGGAGCGACGCGGCGAGGCAGGACAGCACCUCUGCUGCCUCGUUUGGGUUCACCUCGCUGCGUAUGAGGAACCGGGCGCGGAGGUUGCUAGAACAUCUCUUUGCUGCCGAGACGCUCGAGUGUUUGGAAACCGUGAUUGGGAUAUGGAAGGACGCUCUCGACAGCCCGGAUCAGUCGAGCCAUGUAGAGGUUUUUAAUCUCCUGCCUGCGCUGGAUGGGUCAAGACCGAAGCACACCGUUCCGGCGUUGUUUAAUGCCAUCUACAGCAGGACCAACCCCGGGGCGCUGGAUCCGUCGAGGAGGUCGACGCUGACGAUUGAGCUGCAGGAUACGGAUGUGGUGAUCUUCCUGGUGGACUACACGCGGUCGUUGGAGGACGACACGAUGGAUGAGAUUUGGGGGGACUGCACGGCCUUUUUGAAGGAUUUGCUUGGGAACCCGUUUCCGCACAGGCAGACGCUGCCGAGCUUGCUCGAGUUUGCGGCUGUGCUGGGGGAGAAGGUGGAUAAUACCAAUUUUGGGGAGCAGAGGAAGAUGAGGAGGGAGCUGGCCGAUCUUUUUCUCAGGUUGCUCACGGCUAUUUUCACGACGAGGCCGACGAGCUUCACGGAGAGCAGCGGCACGGUUUCUCUUUCCGGCGCGGUGUCGGAGAAGCGGGCGAGCGAGUCGUUGUCGUUGCCGUUGUCGUUGUCGACGGUGAAUAGGCUUCCCGGAGACCGGGCGGAUGACGUGGUGGGGAUACUGGCGGGGAUUGUGCCGAACCUGGCCAAGAUUCUGGUUGAGAAUGAUCGGAUUCUGCAGGCGGCGAACGCGAUCAGCGCGAAUGUCAUUGGGCCGACGCUGAGGUCGAAGGCGUUUCCUGAUACUGUUUCGGGGAGCACGCUUGUUUUGCUGCACGAGUUGGCGAGGUUGCCGAAUAAUCAGAAGGGGUGGAAGAAGGAUGUUGCGGAUGCGUUUAAUGACUCGAGGUUUUUUGGGUCGAAUCUGGGACUGGUGCAGAGCGGGUGGUUGCCGCUUUUGAGCCAGUGGGCUGUCGCGGAUAAGGAGCGGAUGCCGGAGGUUUUGUCACGGAUCACGCCGCCGACGACGGCGGGGAUUGUUUUCGGGGUUGGGGCGACGUCUGCGAGGUUGGAGGCGGACAGGAAGACUCAGCUGAACCUUCGGAGGGUGGCUGCUCUUAUUUUGGCGUGUCCGUACGAUGCGUUUGCUGCUGAGUUGGGGCCUGUGCUGGAGAAGUUGGUGGAGUUGCUUGGUGCGACGUCUACGUCGUCGCCUUCGUCGACGACGAGGGCGGAGGUGUACAUGGUUUUUCGGGCGUUGGUGCUCAGGAUUAGUCCGGUGCACCUGGCGGGCAUGUGGCCUGUUAUCAACGCCGAGCUGCACCAGGCCAUCUCUUCGGUUGUGGCGCCGGAUCACUCCCCGCUGGCGGACACGUACAACAAUGCUAGUGUCCUACAGGCGUGCAAGCUUUUGGAUCUGUUUGUUUGUCUGGCGCCGGAUGACUUUCAGCUGCAUGAGUGGCUUUUUGUGACGGAUACGAUUGAUGCGGUGUACCGCCCGGCUGGGGGGUAUAAGCCGGUGGCCUUGGUUGAUGAGGUGAGUGAGGAAUUAGGGGCGUCUGGGGGGGCAGCGGCGGCGGCGACGGGAGUGGUGGAGGAGAUAGGGGGGGUUGGGUCGGGAGGGGGGGUGAGGAGGCCGCUGUUGGGAGGAGUGAUUAGUUGUGAUGAUGGGAGUUUGUUGGAGAGGAGGGAUGAAUUGGUAGCUAGGGUGUUGAGGCCGUUUUUUGGCCAGCUGAGCAUUUGGGCUUUUGAGAGCAGGUAUGCUAUGGGAAGGGUGGAGGUGGGAGGGUUGGAGGGGGGGUUGGUGAGGGAUGUUUUUUGGGAGGGGAGUGUGGUCAGGGCCUUGUAG
Molecule: messenger RNA, 5427 nt
Organism: Podospora anserina S mat+
Lineage: Eukaryota; Fungi; Ascomycota; Sordariomycetes; Sordariales; Podosporaceae
Exons: 4
Coding region: 1-5427 (1808 amino acids)
Biological process (GO): Golgi to endosome transport
Cellular component (GO): endosome; trans-Golgi network
Source: RefSeq, a predicted model, not a curated record